UGAGAUCCAUUUGUGAUGAGUUCGAACAUCCACGACAGUGAUGGGAGUUCCAGCAGCAGCCACCAGAACCCCAAGAGCACAGCCAAAUGGGCGGCCUCCCUGGAGAAUCUGCUCGAAGACCCAGAAGGAGUGAAAAGAUUUCGGGAAUUUUUAAAAAAGGAAUUCAGUGAAGAAAAUGUUUUAUUUUGGCUAGCGUGUGAAGAUUUUAAGAAAACGCAAGAUAAGAAGCAGAUGCAGGAAAAGGCAAAGGAGAUCUACAUGACCUUUCUGUCCAGCAAGGCCUCGUCCCAGGUCAACGUCGAGGGGCAGUCCCGGCUCAAUGAGAAGAUGCUGGAGGAACCACACCCACUUAUGUUCCAGAAACUCCAAGACCAGGACUGUGCUGAGCGCCGCGUUCACACCAAGGGAUUCUGCACCAUCCAACCACGUGGACAGAAAAAGAUAAAUGCGAGGAAGGAAAUGUAACAGGCGACGGGUGAGGAGCCGCUGGCAGGGGCCUACUUUGGGUCUGGCAGUCAGAGCGGGCUCCCUGAAGAGGUGACUGAGACCUGAGUAGUAAAGGGGAGCCAGGUGAGAGGAGGGAGCCAACUAGGACCUUCCAGGGAGAGGGAUGGCAGGUGCAAAGGCCCUGGGGCAGGGCUGCUGGACGUGUCGGGGGCGGUGCAUGAGGCUGGAUGGAGCACAGUGAGUGAUGAAGGUGGUGAGAUCUACCACCUGGCUGGGGUUAGGCCCUGAGGCGCUGCUAACCAGUUCCCUUGGGCAAGAGAAUGCGUAUGACUCGGCACAGAGCCAUCUCUGUUACUACAGAGUCAGCUGCGAACCCUCGGCCUCCUGCUCAUGGCUCAUCGUCUGUACCCGGACGGCCUGACCCCCUGCGCCUCCCCCUCCCUGCUCAUCACUUCCUGGAUGCUGAGCUCAGAUUCACUGUCAUUACCCCUGUGUGCUCGCCUAGCCGGGAGGGGGAAGUGGGAACUCACGUUCCAUCCUGCCUCCAUCUGACCCCAGGUGCCUCCUUCUUCUUGGCGUGGCUUCCGUGCCCUCAUCUGUAACACGGGGCUGUGGGCGAACUCUGCUGCCUCCCCAAGCUGUGCCGUGGACCAGUCGCAAACCUUCAAUGCCCCGAUGUGAGAAAGUCGCUCCCUGGUACCACGACCUCGUUUCCCUAGACCCGACUUUCCCCCUUUUCUUUGACUGUAGAAUUUAGUAGCUGUGAAAUCUCGCACAAGGUGCGAUCCCUUUCUGUGCCUCAGUUUCCUCGUUUGUGAGAUGCGGGGUAUGAUGAGGCGGUCGUGAGGAUGAAAUGCAGUCAUUUCUGUGAAGUGCUUACCUAGUGCUGUGCCUGGCUGCAGCUGGGCCCCCAUAAGUGUUAACUGUGCGUGUCCUUUAGAACAGGGGUCCCCAGCCCCCAGGCCGUGGACCGGUACAGGUCCGUGGCCUGUUAGGAACCAGGAUGUACAGCAGGAGGUGAGCGGCGGGCCAGCGAGCCAAGCUCCAUCUGCAUCUGCAGCUGCUCCCCAGCGCCAGCAUCACCGCCUCGGCUCCACCUCAGAUCAUCAGGCGUUAGAUGCUCAUAGGAGCACUGGUCCCUGGUGCCAAAAAGGUCGGGGACCACUGCUUUCGAAUGUAACAGGAGGAUGAACUUUAGCUUAAUGCAGUAGUUCUUAAGGAGGUGAGGGUGGGGAGUGGGAGGUCGUGCCCCAGGGGACACUGGGCAAUGUUUGGAGACAGUUCUCGUUGUCACAACCCGGGCAGGUGUGUUACUGGUGCCUAGUGGGUACAGGCCAGGAAUGCUGACUGCUGAAACCCUACAAUGUGCAGGACGGCCCCACCCGACACAGAAUUGUCUGGUCCAAAAUGUCAAUGGUGCCAAGGUUGAGAAACCCUGGCUUAGUGUGACUUCCAUAAUUGUGGCAGGGUUCACGUGCCUGACCUUCACGGAGCCUCAGGUCCCCACCUCAAAAGCAGCAAAUAAUGUGUAUGUCAUUAUCGUGAAUUCCAGAAAACACCACGCCUGAACCUCUUCACAGUUCCUGCGGUGCUCUUGUGUGCGCACCUCACAGGCCGGGGAAGGUGGCACCUGACGCCUCAGUGUACAGCUGAGAACUCUGGCUCGAUGGGAAGAUGGCACAGCUAGCCCGAGGUCGCAGAGCUGGGAGGCGGGAAACAGAGCUUGAGCCCAGGGUUUCUGGUUUAGCCGGACUCUUCCUGCCACGCCAGCAGCCGUGAGAACCAUCCGUGUCGCGAGGCAGCGGUAUUUGUCCUUAUCGUCAUCCUUCCGGACACGGCCGCUUUCCUCUCGCGGGUGCUGGUGCAGGCAGCACUGUCUCUGGCAUUUAAAGACCGACCAACGUUCUCACCUUCUUUUUUCCCACGUUCAUCUCCCUUGCUCAGUCAUGCUCUGCUGCAUCUCCAGCCCCGGCUGACUCUAGAACAUUCCCAUCAGUUACCGAGGCUCUGAGAGUCAGCUACAACGUGGAGGGAUCACAUUAGUCAUAGCAGCCCAGAGGCUUUUCUCUGUACAAGAAAUAACCAUGCCGGUCUCCGCUGGCCCGGUCAGCGUCAUGGCCUGAACACAUGUGUCUUGGCCACCUACACAGCCAAGGGAGACUCCAGGGCGGACGACCAGCGCUGGAACCUGCUGCGCCAUGGGGACAUCCUAUUGCUGUGUCACUCGGGAUUCUGGACAAGUUAAUUUAAAAAAAGAUUAUUUGUAAUGGUUCAGUUACUACACGUUCAUUGUUAAGACGAAGAGAAGAAAAUUCACACGACCCAAGAGGGUACGAAGUGAAAGCCCCGGGCCCUGGCGGCAGCACCCCGUCACGUGUCCUUCCCUGCUCGUUUAAGAACGGAACACGGAAAUCGGCCCAGUGACCUCCGGUCGUGCCCCGUGAGAGAGUCAGGGCAAAAGUCCGCUCCUACGAGUUUCUCGGCAUCAGUCUACACACCUUUCUCUGAAGCCUCUGGUUCGAAUGGAACAGCAGGAGAUAGGAGAAGAUGGGAGGCUCAAGGUCAUCGCAAACGGCAACUCGAGGUCAUGGCUUUCUUGGACCGUGAGAGAGAAGGCUGCAGGCUGUCGGGGAGCAGGGGUACUCAUCCUUCUUCUUUAAUCGUAGGGAUCCCACGGCCUACAUUUAAAGCAAAUUUCAAGUACCGCCAGGCUUUGGAGUUGGUGCUGUCUGAUCCGGGAAAGGCAGAGAGAGCGGGUGGACUUCUCCACUGAAAAGGAAGCCCUCAGCCUCUGAUGCUUAAAAAAAAAAAUUUAGAAAGACUUCAGUGAGAUGUCAGCGCUCCCAGCCACACCCUUGAUGAAGGAGCCAUGCGCUGGGCCCCCCGUUUCUUUGAAUUUCCCCAGAUCUCAAGACAUGAGAAACACUUCCUUUCUAGACAUCAGUGAGAAGGGUUGGACCAGCUGGUGAGGACCUGGAGCUGGGGGAGGGGCUUCCGUGUCUACCCCCUCUCUCAACCCCUUGUUUCUCUAAGUCUGCAGUGGUGGCUGGAGCUGGGGGUUCUGGACGCCUCCGUCCUGUGGAAGCCCCAGAGAAGCCAUCUAGUCCAGAAACCAGCAUUUUCCAACGUGCAAAGCCAGAAAGGCCAGGUCGUGGGUUUUUGUUCGAAAGGAAGGGAAGUCGUCUCUCCCAUCUACCCAGCUGUUCGCCUUAUGAGGGGUGGGGCGGGAAGGAUGGUAUUUGAAAUUCUCUUUUUAACUUUAAAAUGGUGUUCAGGGGAAGGAGGGAGGGGGUGGGUGCCAGAAUAGCAUUUGACUCUCUUGAUGGCAAAAGGCAAACAUAAAACACCUUUGCCCUGCGUAGAAAGUAUGCCAUUUGGGCCUUGAGCAUUACGGACUCCGGGAAAAAGUGCCACCUCCCACUCGAGAGCACCGGCAUCAUGCGCCAGUGAGGGUAUUUCAACCCCUGCAGGGGUCUCUGCCUUUGUCCAUGUCCAGCCUCUGUCUGGAGUUCUGACCCCUCCCCAGCAUGUCAUCCAGCUCUGGCGGGCCUGUUCAGGAAGCAGGGACACUGUCCAGGGUGACAGAAACUUCCAGUGGCCCACGCUGGCACUUUGGGACAAGGGCCGACCUGAGCUAUUUUGUCUUCUCACCCGCUGUCUGCCCUCUGCCCUCAGACCUUCUGGAGGCACCCCGUUCCUACUACAGAAGAGGGGGAGGCGGUCUUCAGCUUGAGGUGUGGACAUCCCCGUUGGCGCCUUUUCCCAGCCUCUUUAACGCCCAGCUGGUUCUGCCGUCAUUUCAUAGUUGAGGCUGGAGGGAGGGGAGCUGGCUUGCUUCACGCUCCUUAUCUGUCCAUUGGGUAUGAAAGCAUGCCCAGAGCCGAGCUGUAUGGGGAGAGAGCACAUUCUCGAACUGCGACCCCGAGACGGGAGCACGUGCCACCUCUUUUCAGCAAUUUUCGUAUAAAAACUAAACCCAGUUCUUGAAACCAAUAUGAAACCUCAUUAAUAAAACUUGCAUUAAGGGAUUUGUUAUUUUCCUCCUUGUACCCAGUUGAAAGAACAUGGCAGAGGGUUCUGGAUAGAAGGGAGGAUGUAUGUUUAGUUCUUUUAAUAUCCUUAUCUUCUGAGAAGUGUUAAAAGUGCUUCAUUGAGACAGCGUUGAAGUCUUCACUGAAGGACCUUCGAGGCCGGUUAAACUUCUCAUUCUCUACGGAGGUGAGGAUUCUCUACAGUUCAGCGAGGGUGUCCUUUCCUGGAACAGCAGAUUUGGGACACCUAAGUUAGAGUACCAUACGGCUCUUUUCCCUUGCAGAAAGGCGAAUCCCAAGCAGGCACUGUCUGGGAUCUGGAGAGGGAGGGGCACCUUGGCUGGGUAAUGACCUUGUGCUGUGGGACCUUGUGCAUAGCUGCAGAAGGCAGGAAAGCUCCCUUCACCUUUUCCCCUAAAAGAGUUCCACCUCCAGCUGCCGGUGGGAUUGGCUCCCCAGGCAACGACGCCAAACAGUUUACAGUCUGGGCAUGCAGCUCACAGAUGUGGGGCUGCCAAAACCCAAACCUGCUGAGCCACAGCUGUCUUGGCCCAAAGAAAAAAAAAAAAA
Molecule: messenger RNA, 5048 nt
Organism: Pteropus alecto (black flying fox)
Lineage: Eukaryota; Metazoa; Chordata; Mammalia; Chiroptera; Pteropodidae
Gene: RGS10
Product: regulator of G protein signaling 10
Exons: 5
Coding region: 16-465 (149 amino acids)
Biological process (GO): regulation of G protein-coupled receptor signaling pathway
Molecular function (GO): GTPase activator activity; G-protein alpha-subunit binding
Source: RefSeq, a predicted model, not a curated record